This is a messenger RNA of Oikopleura dioica, 1296 nucleotides long. NCBI's taxonomy places the organism in Eukaryota, Metazoa, Chordata, Appendicularia, Copelata, Oikopleuridae. The record is from the annotation of a GenBank genome assembly.
AUGUUCGAUCUUCCCUCGAAUCCCGACGGCAUUGCUCAAGCUUACAACCUUACCAACCAAUUUAUACUCCUUCUCGAAGCACUUUGGACCACGAUCAGAGACCAAUACACUAUGGCGGUCGAUAAAGAGACCUAUCUUCGACGAGUUCGCGGACUACUGGAUCAUUUGGACUUUGACGUGCCCCUUGUGGCAAGACUCGAAGACAUGAUUGAGAACUCAGACGGUGAAAUUGACAUUGACGAUUCCAGCGCAGCUUCCUCCUCCGAAGAUGAUUCUGAUGAUGAAACCUACUAUCCAACAACUCCACCAAAAACGAGAGCUGCCAAACGACAAUUAUUCGAAACUGAUGAGCCAAAACAAAAACGACAGAAAGUCGACCAGUUUGAUCAGCUUGAAGACGAUGAGGAAACCUACCAUCCAACAACUCCACAAAAAACGAGAGCUGUCAAACGAAAAUUAUUCGAAACUGAUGAGUCAGAACAAAAACGACAGAAAGUCGACCAGUUUGAUCAGCUUGAAGAUGAUGAUGAAACUGACAUUGGAAGCGAUAAUGACGCCGAGAUCAACGACGAGGCAGACGCUGCGAGAGAGGUUAUCGCUGCUGAAGAUAACGGUAUAGCUGGAGUGGGUGUCUCAGCUGAGGAAAACGACGUAGAUGAAAACAACGAUGAUAGCGGAGCUGAGACUGGACCGGAUAGCGAGGAAGAAUGGGCGGCUCGACCAAAAUCGCAAAAAAAUCAACUCUGGACCCAAACGACCUGGGACAUGUGCCAACCUUCCACAAGCCGAGCUUCGAUGUACACGCCACCGCCGACGCCUCCUCCAUUUGACUCUCCUCGUCCUCCACCAUUUGAGUUUCCUUCUCCGGCUGGACGGUCAUCUGUUAUUCGAUCACCUACGGUUCCCGUAUUCCGACCAAUUACCACUCAACAAAUGAUGGCUUCAGCAAUCACAACAAUUGAUUUGACCGGAGAUCCUUCCUCUGACGAUGAUGAUCAAGUUGUCCCAGCAAUCGACAUUGCGUACGCUGAUGAUACCUUUGGCUCCUUGGACGCCGAACAAUUCCAGCAGAUCGUCGAUGAAAACGACGCGCAAGCGAGAGCAGAAGAAAUCCGACAGCUGCAAUCGGAGCUGGAGAAUCCGUCAAGAGGAGGGGAGACCUUGGAUACAGCACUCUCCAUGGGACUGAUCACGCGAGAAACUGCUGAAUUCAUCGAUGAAACCGCCGAGAUGAUGGAAGACGAAGAAGAUCCUCCCGCCAACGUGACGCCAGAAAAAACCUUUACCGAACUUUAA